Molecule: messenger RNA, 2745 nt
Organism: Megalopta genalis
Lineage: Eukaryota; Metazoa; Arthropoda; Insecta; Hymenoptera; Halictidae
Product: protein scabrous
Source: RefSeq, a predicted model, not a curated record
UAUAAAUAUUUUGACAAGUUCGGUUCUAAAUAAUCAUUACUAUAAAAGACAUAGAAAUGACUUCAUUUCUCUCGAGGCAAGAUAUGAUACCAGAAGCCUCAAAAAAGAAUCGCGAGGGUGAAACACGCGACACUAACCGAGGCACAGCUGUAACGAAUUGCGGUUGCUGUGUGGGAGUCGAGAGGGUGGUCGAUGAGCAGGCGAAGUUGACCUCUCUAACGAAUAUAAUAAUAACAAUAAUAAUAAUUAAACGAGGGGGGUUCUUUGUGGGCAGGCGGGUGAGCGUGCUCGCAGGCAAAGAAAAUAGAAUGGUACCCUGGUACCACCGGGGUGUCGAUGUAUCGGUGUGUAUCGGUGUCAGAGGCGCAGCUUGUAGGCACGAGACAAUGCGAACGCACACCUGCUGCUUGGGUUGUUGGGCCGUCGGGCGGUUGGGCCGGGCCAACGCGCCGCUCGGUCCGGCCCAUUUACCCCCGACCAUUUACGGGAAAGAGUACGGGAACGAUAUAAAACUGCCGGGCGGGCAUGUGCUCGUGCCAGUUGAGCUUUCGGCGUCGGCGAAAAGUGAUUCUCCCGCGGGGCCGCGCAACGUCGGCCGGUUCGGUGAAUUUGAACCGAGUAAGAAGAAGUCAUCGAAAUCGACGAUCAAAAAUCAAUACUUUAGUCCGCACAAGUCUGGCUAGGCGUACCAGUCUGGCUAGACUGUGUGCUUCCCGUGGAAACAAUGACCGGGAUAACGUGGUUGUUUCGCGUCACCUUCCCUUUCGUUUCCGUGAUAAUAAGCGCGAUCGCGAUCGGCGAGGUUCGCGGCGACGAGAACGCGUCGGACGCGAUAAGGUCGUUGCAAGAGCAAGUGACCGCGCUGCUGGACCACAGGCAGCAGGAUUACAAUGCCCUCGAGGAGAGCUUGAAGCGCGCGAUGGAGAAAAACACCGAGUUGUUCGUCCUGAAGAACGAGGUGAAACAACUCAGAAAGGAGGUGGACGCGCUUCGCGGCGGAAAUGCCAGCGGGAACGAGGCGAAGAACGAGAGACUGCGAGUCAGGUGGUUGGGCAGCGCGGUUACCGAACUGCAGGGUGAGGUCGCCGACGUUCUUCGAGCGAGGAACAUCAGCGAGGAGCUGGCCGAGAGGUUCAGUAUGAAGGGCGAGCUGACGUUGCUGAAGGGUGACAUAGCCGCGGUCGGCCGAGGAAUUCGAAAUCUUGGCGGCAGAAUCGCCAAACACGAGGCCAUGCUCGGAACGAUUCGCGUCGAUAUCUCCGCGAUCGGGGAACGUUUCAGCCUGCUAUCUCGCACCUGCGCCGACAUUGCCAGUCAGCUGAGCGCGGUUCAGAUCGAGGUGAAAUCGAUGGGGUGCGAGUCGUCGACAGCCGACGCUGGCAAGGGUAAACACGUGGCGGGAGCGACGGCCACGACCGACAGCGUGGCGCAUCACAGACUAUCGCGACGGCACGGUUAUUCUCGACGAAGCGAGGAUCGCCUGAAGAACUUGGAACGGAAGGUCGCGGUUCUGGCGCAGAGGCGGCUGGCGCAGCUGGACACGAAACGGGUGGCGUACGAGAAGGGCGAGUGGCUGACGUCGAACCUGAGCAAACGCGUGAAGAGCUUGGAGAAGAAUCAGGUGGAGUUGUCGCGUCGGGUUUCGAGCGCGAACGAGAACGCGAUCUCGACGAAGCAGAUCGGCGAGUCGGUUGGCUCGCGGCUGGUGGGCUCGCUGCGAGCCCUCGAGGAGAUCGUCGAGACGAACAAUUCUGCGAUCAAAGGUGAACUGGCCAGACUGGGCGUGAACGCGGCUCAGAAAGCUGCGGAGCUUUCGCUGACCCGGGUGGAGCUGAGCAACCUGCGACGAGCCGUGCAGGCGCUGAGCGUCAGCGCUUCGAAGCUGCAAGAGAAGAGCGACCGGCAGCAGGAAGCGAUCGAUCGAUUGAACGGCAGCCGCUUCGCCGAGUCCAGAUCCUCGCCGAACCAUCUGGAGCUGGAGCUCGAGCAGCUGGAGGAUCGAUAUCACCUGAUCGUCGACAAGCUACCGGACAGCUGCGAGGAACGAUCCGCGGAUCGAUCGACCGGCGUCGACGGGCUGAGGCUCGUGGAAGCCGGCCGAGGCCGCAAGCCCAUCAUGGUCUACUGUCGCAACGGAUGGGUGGUGGUCGCGCGUCGCAUCGACGGCACCUUCGACUUCGAUCGCAGCUGGAACGACUACUCUCUCGGCUUCGGCUCGCCGGUCGGCGAGUACUGGAUCGGCAACCAAAUUCUGCACGAAUUCACCCAGGACAAUUGCACGCGGUUACGCAUCGACAUGCUGGACAUUUACGGCGAACGCUGGCGCGCCGAAUACGACUCGUUCGCGAUCACCUCCGCGGAGACCGGCUACAGGUUGCUCGUCGACGGCUACGUCGGGAACGCGACCGACGCGAUGUCUUAUCAAAACGGGAUGCCGUUCAGCGCCAAGGAUCGCGACAUGGACGAUAGCACGGCCCACUGCGCGGCUAACUAUCACGGAGGAUGGUGGUUCAACCGGUGUCAGCACGCGAAUCUCAAUGGAAAAUACUCGCUGGGUCUCGCCUGGUAUCGCUCGGACACCGAUCAGUGGAUGUCGAUCGCCGCCUCGGAGAUGUCUAUGCGUAGAAAUCCCGACUGCCCUCGAUCGCGGUAGCGUUCGAUUCUAUUUUCUAUUUCUACCGGGUCGAGUCGUAAGCGAUUGCCGGCUUUUAACGAACUAUGGGGACAGUUCUCGUUAUACAGGGU